Molecule: messenger RNA, 993 nt
Organism: Apodemus sylvaticus (European woodmouse)
Lineage: Eukaryota; Metazoa; Chordata; Mammalia; Rodentia; Muridae
Product: TD and POZ domain-containing protein 1-like
Exons: 3
Coding region: 1-993 (330 amino acids)
Biological process (GO): proteasome-mediated ubiquitin-dependent protein catabolic process; regulation of proteolysis
Cellular component (GO): nucleus; cytoplasm
Molecular function (GO): ubiquitin protein ligase binding
Source: RefSeq, a predicted model, not a curated record
AUGUCAGGGGACAUGGAAGCCAAGGGCUCCACACAGAUCAGUGUAAAAAACAUCUGCUAUGAGUGGACCAUUAGCAACUUCUCAUUUUGCAUGGAUGGAAUUCAGAAAGAGAUUAGAAGCCCAGAGUUCUCAUUAGAGGACAAUGAGGAAGUGGCAUGGUGUUUGAGAGUAUACCCAAAUGGAGUUGAUAAAGAAAGCAAAGAUUACCUGUCAGUUGACCUGGGAUUGCUCAGCUGUCCCGUGUGCCCAGUUUGGGCAAAGUUUGAGUUCUGGAUCAUAAAUUCCCAAGGAGAGAAAUGUCAAAGUAGGAAGAACCCCAGUGUUGUAAGCUUUUGGCAAUACCAACACAGGGGAUUCAAAGAGUUCAUCCUUCGAGAUUUCCUCCUCUCCCAUCAGCAUUUACUUCUCCCUGAAGACCAGCUCACCAUCUGCUGCAAGGUGAGCAUAGCGGGAGCCAUCUUCAGCAUGCCUGGACAGAACAUGACACCUGCAAUCAAGGAUCCAAGGCAUGUGUUGGCAGAUGACCUAGGGAAGCUUUGGGAGAAUUCCAUCUUCACAGACUGCUCCCUAUUGGUGGGUGGCCAUGAAUUCAGGGCUCACAAGGCCAUCCUAGCAGCUCGCUCUCCAGUUUUCAGAGCCAUGUUUGAACAUGAAAUGCAGGAGAGACUAAAAAACCUCGUUGAGAUUCAUGACUUGGAUCCCCAAGUCUUCCAGGAGAUGAUGGGCUUCAUCUACACAUGGAAGGCACCAAACCUCAAGAGCUACUCCAUGGCCUCUGGUCUGCUGGCAGCUGAGAGCCUAAAGAACCUCGUUGAGAUUCAUGACCUGGAUCCUCAGGUCUUCCAGGAGAUGAUGUGCUUCAUCUACUUGGGGAAAGCACCACACCUCAACAGCAACUCCAUGGCCACUGCUGUGCUGGCAGCAGCUGAGAAGUAUGGCCUGGAGGACUUGAAGGUCAUGUUUCUUCCAGUUGUGGUAAACCAGAACCAUUAA